GCUCUAUCUCUCCGAAGGCGUAUAAGAACUUGUUCUUUGUCUCAGGAAAAUAAAAAUAAAAAUAAUAGGAACUGUGAUUCAUCAUCCUCUUCUCACCAUAGCCUGGCUGCUGCGAGCGUCACCAAAGACUUCGAUUCGAAGAUUCCGAUAACCGAAAAAAAAAAAAGAAGCAGCCUCCUCAGAUUCUGGAAGUUGCAUUUCAUUUUAACAAUUUGGCCCUGGUGGGCGAGGCGGCGACCAUGUCAAAAGUUGUUCAUCUUCUCUUGUUAAUGUUCGCUUCUUUUUUCCUGUUAAAUCCGAUAAUCAACAGUAAAGCCGAGGUUAUAACCCUAACAGCUGAUACCUUCAAUGACAAGGUGAACGAGAAAGACACUGCUUGGUUUGUGCAAUUUUGUGUUCCUUGGUGUAAGCACUGUAAAAACCUCGGGACGCUGUGGGAGGAUCUGGGGAAAGCAAUGGAAGGAGAAGACGAGAUAGAGAUUGGACAAGUUGACUGUGGUACGAACAAAGAGAUAUGCAAUAAAGUUGACAUUCAUUCAUAUCCCACAUUCAAGCUCUUCUACAAUGGAGAGGAAGCUGCAAAAUAUAAAGAAAUGUUUUCAACGAAGUUCAGGGCUGGCAUUGGUGGGGGUCAUCUAUCAUCAAUUGGUUUUUUGUUCGAUCUUCUGAAAAUUCUUUGGGAAAUUUGCUCCUAGUCAGGUUAUCAGCUUCUAAUUGCUUCAUGUCACUUUAAAAUUCCCAAAUUUGUUUGUUUAUGCUUUCUAUGCAACAUAACGACAUGUGGACUAAGAGAUCAAGUGUCACAUAUCAUCCUGACAUUUAAAGUCAAGUCAGCUUGUUUUCAAGCGGUGACACAUGUAUGGGCUCCUAUAAUCUUUCUACAACAAGCUAAGUUCAUUUUAUCUGAUGCAUUUUCCCCCAGUUAUGGAAUUGGAGUUGUUUGUUCUAUUCUUUGUUGUUAAUUUCUUCUGGGGCAAAAGACGUAAUUCACGGUGGCUGAAAUUAAAACUGAUUUGCUA
Messenger RNA from Coffea arabica (coffee), 1019 nucleotides. RefSeq names its product protein disulfide-isomerase 5-1. Gene Ontology annotation, cellular component: endoplasmic reticulum. The record is from RefSeq and is a predicted model, not a curated record. Gene Ontology annotation, biological process: protein folding. Lineage: Eukaryota; Viridiplantae; Streptophyta; Magnoliopsida; Gentianales; Rubiaceae. Gene Ontology annotation, molecular function: protein disulfide isomerase activity.